Molecule: messenger RNA, 1293 nt
Organism: Cryptomeria japonica (Japanese cedar)
Lineage: Eukaryota; Viridiplantae; Streptophyta; Pinopsida; Cupressales; Cupressaceae
Product: ras-related protein RABA1f
Exons: 2
Coding region: 299-952 (217 amino acids)
Cellular component (GO): endosome
Molecular function (GO): GTPase activity; GTP binding
Source: RefSeq, a predicted model, not a curated record
CCCAUAGGAACAAGUAAGAUCAAAACCAAGUAAUAUCGAUUUAUGUGGCGCAUCCACUUCUAUAACCCAAAAACGUUCAAUAAGGCGACAACUUUUUUAAUUUAUAAUUUUUGCCUUUUUCUACAUCGGGUUCCCACAUUUGAAAAAUGAUGUGCUAUAAAGCAAUCUUUUCUGAUCGUUCAACAACGCUUUCUUCAUGUCAUUUGCAGCGGUGGUGAAAUGAUCUGAAAGUAGCAGUGCACUUUCUGUAGAGGGCAAGUUUUAAAUUUUUUGGGUUUUUAAGUUUGAUUGCGCACAAAUGGCUUAUAGAGCAGAUGACGAUUAUGACUAUUUGUUCAAGGUGGUGUUGAUUGGAGAUUCUGGUGUGGGAAAGUCCAAUCUGCUGUCAAGAUUUACAAGGAAUGAAUUCAGCUUGGAGUCUAAAUCGACCAUUGGAGUGGAGUUUGCAACCAGGAGUAUAACUGUUGAUGAUAAGGUCAUCAAGGCCCAGAUUUGGGACACAGCUGGUCAAGAAAGGUACCGAGCUAUAACAAGUGCUUAUUAUCGAGGAGCUGUUGGUGCAUUAUUAGUGUAUGAUGUAACUAGACACGUAACCUUUGAGAAUGUUGAGAGAUGGCUAAAAGAACUCAGGGACCACACUGAUGCCAAUAUUGUGAUAAUGCUUGUUGGUAACAAGGCAGAUCUGCGUCAUCUGAGAGCUGUUUCUGCAGAGGAUGCCAAAGCAUUUGCAGAACGAGAAUCUACAUAUUUUAUGGAGACAUCUGCCCUGGAAUCAACAAACGUUGAGAAUGCUUUCACAGAAGUGCUCAGUCAAAUCUAUCGAAUUGUGAGUAAGAAAGCUCUAGAUGUUGGGGAAGAUCAGGCAGCCGUGCCCAGCAAAGGACAGACAAUAAAUGUUAACAAUAAGGAGGAUGUGUCGGCCCUGAAGAAAGUUGGAUGUUGUUCUGCAUAAACCCAAAGAACAUUUCACAGUGUUGUCUUCUAAAGUUUUUUCUGGAUUUUGAUGUCAUUUUGUCAAGAAAUUGAUUUCUUCGAAAUUCUGCCGCAGUUGCCUGUCAGUUUUAAGAGACAAGCAGCUUUCUAUGUUUGAUUACUCUGUAUGAUUUGCCAGUGAACUUUUGCUCUUGGAAUAUACCAGAGUACUUGUUGCCAUAUAGAUUUUAUUGUUACUCUAUAUUAGAUGAACACUUCAAAGAUUUCUAUUGUUGUUAUCUUGGAAAGAUCAUGCCAGAUUUACACGUAUAUGUCAGUAUGUAAUAUAUAGUUUAAAAGUAAACCCAAAUUGACGAUCAA